ACCUUGGGUAUCCGCGAUUGAUCCUACCACCUGGACACUCGAACAUAUAUAAGCAUCGCGAUCCAAGAAAUCUGUACAAUUGCAUCUAAUCGCAGCUUAAUACAUUCAGAAAUCAUGAAAGUGUCAGUGCUUUGCUUACUCCUGGUCGUGGCGGUUGCCUAUGUCGCCGCUCGUCCUGAGGAAGAAAAAUACACCAAUAAAUUCGACAACGUCGAUGUAGAUCAAAUUCUUAACAGUGAUCGACUAUUGAACAACUAUUUCAAAUGUUUGAUGGACGAAGGACGAUGCACAGCUGAAGGCACUGAACUGAAGAAAGUCCUUCCUGAUGCCCUGGCCACCGAGUGCAAGAAAUGCACGGAAAAGCAAAGGGAAGUUACGAGAAAGGUCAUCAAAUACCUAGUGGACAACAAACCCGACUUAUGGCAGAAACUGAUUGACAAAUACGACCCGGAGAAGAUAUACAGAGUGAAAUUCGAAAAAGAAGCUAAGGAGAUUGGCGUUUCCGUUUAAACCCAAUGAAAAAAAUUCAAAGAAAUGUAAUUUUUCAUCGUCCAAUGGCAAUCAACGUUUUUAAUCGCUCUCUUAAUCAAACUAUAAUUAAAAAAAUACAACGAUGUGCAUAACAACCGAAGUGGUCGAGUGUGUAAUAACUGUUUCUAUUUUGAUUUUUUUGUUUUGAAAAUAAAGAUUUCGUCAAGUUCA
Molecule: messenger RNA, 702 nt
Organism: Osmia bicornis bicornis
Lineage: Eukaryota; Metazoa; Arthropoda; Insecta; Hymenoptera; Megachilidae
Product: ejaculatory bulb-specific protein 3-like
Exons: 3
Coding region: 115-510 (131 amino acids)
Source: RefSeq, a predicted model, not a curated record